This is a messenger RNA of Notolabrus celidotus (New Zealand spotty), 6327 nucleotides long. It is a transcript of the gene rps6kb1a, whose product is annotated as ribosomal protein S6 kinase b, polypeptide 1a. Gene Ontology annotation, biological process: signal transduction; protein phosphorylation. The transcript has 15 exons. NCBI's taxonomy places the organism in Eukaryota, Metazoa, Chordata, Actinopteri, Labriformes, Labridae. The record is from RefSeq and is a predicted model, not a curated record. Gene Ontology annotation, molecular function: protein serine/threonine kinase activity; ATP binding. The coding region runs from base 217 to 1746 and encodes 509 amino acids.
CCGUCUCCCCGACCCACCCUAUGACCCUGAGUGGAGCAGUGCCUGUGGCUGACACUAGAGGCUUCCUGCUGCUCGGUGGUUGUUUUGGUUAGCUGGAUGAUGCUAGCACAUGCUGUCUGCUGUAGCCGGCUGUAGUGGUGAUGGCUCUCCCAUAAAGCGGGGAGAGCAGGGGGGCUCUGUGUUUUCCGACCAAACACUCAAACAAGUUCCGUGGCCAUGGCUGGAGUUUUCGACAUCGACUUGGAUCAACCGGAUGAGAAUGUCUCUGACGACGACCUGGAGGAUGGGGGUCAGCUCGGUGAAUACAUGGACCAGUGCAGUGGUUUUGAAUUUAACAUGGACGACUGUGAGAAGAUUGAAAUUUCUGAGAACAGCGUGAAUAUGGGAACAGAGCAGAUCAGGCCUGAGUGCUUUGAGCUGCUGAAAGUUUUGGGGAAAGGUGGCUAUGGAAAGGUGUUUCAAGUUCGGAAAGUAGCGGGUGCCAACUCUGGGAAGAUAUUUGCUAUGAAAGUUUUGAAGAAGGCUAUGAUUGUGCGUAAUGCAAAAGACACAGCACACACCAAAGCGGAGAGGAACAUCCUGGAGGAGGUGAAGCAUCCUUUCAUUGUAGACCUCAUCUAUGCCUUCCAGACUGGGGGAAAGCUGUAUCUAAUCCUGGAGUACCUGAGUGGUGGGGAGCUGUUUAUGCAGCUGGAGAGAGAGGGCAUCUUCAUGGAGGACACGGCGUGUUUCUACCUGGCUGAGAUCUCGAUGGCGUUGGGUCACCUGCACCAGAAAGGCAUCAUCUACAGAGACCUGAAGCCUGAGAACAUCAUGCUAAAUAACAACGGUCAUGUAAAGCUCACAGACUUCGGUCUGUGCAAGGAGUCCAUCCACGACGGGACGGUUACUCACACCUUCUGUGGGACUAUUGAGUACAUGGCUCCAGAGAUCCUGAUGAGGAGCGGACAUAACCGUGCAGUGGACUGGUGGAGCUUAGGGGCCCUGAUGUACGACAUGCUGACAGGAGCACCUCCAUUCACCGGUGAAAACAGAAAAAAGACGAUUGACAAAAUCCUGAAAUGCAAACUCAGCCUUCCGCCUUACCUCACACAAGAAGCCAGGGACCUCCUGAAAAAGCUGCUGAAACGAAACGCCUCAUUACGGCUCGGAGCUGGACCAGGAGAUGCUGCAGAGGUCCAGGCCCAUCCAUUCUUUCGACACAUAAACUGGGAUGACCUCCUCGCCCGUAAAGUGGAGCCUCCAUUCAAACCUUUCCUGCAAUCAGCUGAUGACGCCAGCCAGUUUGACUCCAAGUUCACCAGCCAGACCCCCGUGGACAGUCCUGACGACUCCACGCUCAGCGAAAGUGCCAAUCAAGUCUUCCUGGGUUUCACAUAUGUAGCCCCAUCUGUGCUGGAAAAUGUCAAAGAGAAGUUCUCGUUCGAGCCAAAGGUCCGCUCACCGCGGAAGUUCCCUGGAAGCCCAAGAACACCUGUGAGUCCAGUGAAAUUCGUCGGGGGGGACUGCUGGCCUCGGCCUCCGACACUGACCGAUUGCCCGUCCCUGCUGUCCCCUGGUAACUCCGUGGAUCUGCCCAUGGAGGUGUCGGUGGUGGAGCACAUGGACACGAGCGGUGGAAGCAACUGUGAAGCCUCUGCUCCUCUCCCCAUCAGGCACCCUUCAGGCAUCAACGCAGGGUCAUACAAAAAGCAGGUUUACCCCCUGAACUCCAAACGACCUGAACAUCUACGCAUGAACUUAUGACACCCGGCUCGCCUGUGAACAUUUAGGACUCUUCCUCUUUUGUUGUUUUUCUCUCAAAGAGACUCUUAGAAUCUUUUUAAAUUGACUGACUGACACUGUCAAAGCAGAUCACCAGCCCUUCACGCAGCGCCUUCCCGUCUCUCGGCCUCUUAAAAGCUUCCAGACUCAGCCUGGCCUCCACAGCCUGAUGCAGAUAAUCAGCAGGUUCAGUACAGAAGACGUGUGGUCAGUCAAAGGAGAAGGUGCUCUCAAGGAAAGUUGACUUGCUUGUUAGCUUGGUUGUGUCAUCUGAUGACUGCUGGGGUGGUUUUGGUGGACUCAACUGGCUUUAUCAUGUGAUUGAAUGGUGCUCUUUUAUCGUCAACUUUGGACAAUGUUACUUUUGGUGUUUACAAGUAGAUGCCGCCAUCAGUGAGAGAUAAAGUGACAGGGGGAAGUUAAUUCUCCCUCAGUCGACCUUAUUUUUUUUUGUUCAUUGAUCAUGUUGUGAUAAAAAUCUAGCAAUUCACACUGUCAGAUGGCAGGACUCCCAAAAAAUCAGCAUAUCACUCGAGAUGUAGUUGAACAAAGCAGUGUUCAUUCUUUAAUAAGUCCAUGUGUUUCCCUGGAUAGUUGUAUCUCUUUUACCAAGGAAGCCACUAAAGCCAAAAUACAUGACAGAUAAUACCUGAAAGCAUUCUUUUAGAAAAACACAUGAUGCUGAAAGCUACACUGCAGCUGUUUUGCAAAGCAAAAGAAGACGAUUGCGGUUAGGUUAGAUCAGGGAAAUGAUCAUGGCUUGCACCUAAAAGAUCAUUAUCAAAAAGAAUUAAGAAUACACACCCUGUCUGAGUAGGUUUUUUUUUUUUACAGAAUUGAAUGGAUCCUGAUGUCAACAUAUUCUAGCACGAUUCAGCUGAAUGAAUUAGGUUGUGGUAGUUUAAAUGAGAACUUAAAAGUCAGGUAAAAGUCUGCAGAGAAGUCAUUUCUUGGGUUUCAGCCAUGAACACGGCACAAUUACAAAUUGCACCAAUUUAAUUGUAUCUUUGUGAAACAGUGAUCUUGAAUAAAUACAAAGUCAGCUCUGUUUGAAGUUACAAUAAGGCGUAGGGUCAAUCUUAGGGUUGAGCUAAGUUACUGAAAUAUUUCUUUUGUAAAGGCUCUACUCGUAUAGCUACCACAGUUACUGAAAAAUACAUAUCACACUAACAAAACUCUGGGAGUCAUUCACUUGUUAUAGAUUAAGGCCACUAAUAGCACCAAAUUGCGCCAAUUGCACCAUCUUCCCGCUAUCUCAUGGUCUGGUUCACAAAGCAUAUCAGACUAAUGAUAUUCCAGUGCAAACAGACCUGUAGAGUUUUGUAGAUCAGUGCUGUUUGCUCUUGUUUUGCGUCUGACUGAGGAGAUGAGCUGUCAGCAUCCUCACUCUCUGCUGUGCUGAGCUGCGCUGUGCGCUCUCUUCCUAACAUAGUUCAAAUCUGUGCACAUACAAAUGAGCUCCACAGGGAGGGGACCCGUCAUACAAGUGUUGUCAUGAUCACUGCAAAGUUACAACGUGCCAUACCUUAAGAAUACUACCACCAGCUCUCAGCAGACUGUAAAUAUGAUGCAUGUGGCUGUUAGUGCUUGUGUUUGUGGAUGUUUUUGGUUCAUUUGAAACAAAUUUGCCCCAAAUGAAUACAUAAUGGAUCAUUUAGGUAUGCGCAAACAACAGCAACACACAGAGGUGCUAUUUGCUCUGCAGAGCAGUUUUGGAUACAUGUAACCCUUAAACUCUGAUUUAGAUUGUGUCUUUUUGUCUCACUUGCAAAGAUUUAGCACGCGCAAAAGAUCCACAAUCAUUUUGUGAAUACGCCUCUUUGUGACUCUGUGCACAGGGGUGAAAUGCAGUGUGCUUAGGGAGUCUUGUUAGUCUGCAGGGUCAUUGCAUAAUAUUCCACAGUGAACACAGCAUUCCUUUAUUUUUGAGGAAACAAUCACAUUGCCUUUUCUCUGGAGCAGGUGGACUUUGCAUCCUAUAUUUAAAAAAGCAGCUGUAAAAAGAAAGAGAUAAAAACAUAUCACUUCCACCACAAUCAAUACCAAACGACUGGGACGCUUUCUGUAGGAGGCCUUUGUUCCAGAAACACUGUUUAGUUUCUUUGUGUUGAAUGUAAACAGACUCCAAAUGCCUUUUUUUUUGUGCGUCACUUAUAUCCUGUACGUUUAGCUCUGAAGACCAAAACUGUUUUCAAUCCUGAGUUGAGGCUCUGUAAAGUCUCUCAACGUCUCCAAAACAUCUACAUAAGGCACACCCGCGCUCAUGCACACACAUGCACACACACGCGCACACACACACACACACACACACAUACACACACAUACACACACACACACACACACACACACACACAGGGCUUUCAUCUAUAACUGCUCUUAGUGAUGUAGCAUAAAGACAGAUUAAGUCAGCUUAAGUCAAUGCAGGACUUUGACCCCGCAGACAUGAGUUUGUCCCUCAUAAAGUUACAAGUCAUGUUCAGUUAUUUUAAAAAGUACCCAGCCACAUGUUAGACAGAGAGAAUACCGGUGCUUAAAGGUGUGUCUGUAUAAGAGGUUGUGAUGAAACAUUAGUAUUGGAUCCCUGACAUGAGGUGUUGUAAGAACCCUGCAGUAUUUCUGUGAUAUCAGCUUCAACUCCGCUAUCAUAUUAAACACUAAAAACCUGAACACGCUCACCCUCAAGAAUAUUAGCCUGGGAGCUUUGCCUGCAUUAAUAUCAACAUGGCUGGAGGGGUUAAUGCUGUCUGAUCAGAGACAUUGAUGAAGCUGCACGAUGAGCCCGGUUGUUCCAAAGUUUUGAUCAGGAUAAAGAUGAACUGGAUUUGGGAAUCCACAUUUUUUUACUGUUCACUAUCAGUUCACCAAGUUUACUUUUUUCACUUUUUUAAGGACAACCUGGAGGAGAUCAACCUUAUCUAGACACAGAAGAUAGCAAAAUACAGAUUACCAGAAUUUCUUUUACACUUCUUGUAUCCACCAAUGGCAUUUUUUGGAGCCCCUACUUUCUGUACAAACCAAAGUAGUUCAGCAUUUUUAGCCCUUAGUGUCCUAAGUGCAGCAUCUGCUCAACUUUUGGAACACCACUGCGCCCGUCAAUGUCACUGACCAAUCAAAACCAAGAAGGGGUGGGACUUGUGAUAACAACUUUAAGACAAGGACGCGGUCAGUACAGAGAGACUAACCACACGUUUAUUCAAGGGCACAGCGUCCAGGUUUAGAGCAUCAAAGCUGCUGCUAAUGCUACAACAGGAUGUUCAAUUGUUUUACCUUUUCUUUGUAAAUAUAUAUCAUUGCAAAAAUAUUGUAUUCUUGACCUACUAAAAUAUGUAGCACAUUUUGAUCCUGUAAUUAAAGCUGAAUCCAGCCCACUGCUGGGACCAAGAUAACCCUGACUUGGGGGAUCAAAGGUAUCUCAAACCUGCUCAAAAAGGGUUUGAUCUGGAUAAAAACUAAGACUGAAUUACCUCAUCAAAUCUGAUAUUCGUUUUCUUUUUCCUUUGAAAAACCUCUUUAAAAGGUAGAUCACCUCUGAACCACUGGGCCCUAAGUCUGGCCAUUCUAACCCUAACACUAACUGAAAUGUUGGCUGCAGUUUCCCAUGUCACUAACUGAACGAUGGAUGAGUAACAAGAAGCUUCAGUGAUAAUGGCUCCUUUACUUCCGUUUUUCCAAAUACUUUAACCACUCUUCAAUUAACCAAAUGAUUUGAAACCGAUAACCCUUUCUGUUAUAAUUUCACGUUUGAUUUGAAGAGUUAUGUUUUGUUCCACAGUGGUGCUCAGAGGAUUUAGAUUUUUCUCUAAGUUACUUUUUUAAACUUGAGGAGCUGCUGCUUGAUUUUCUUACUCUAUCAUUCCAAGACAACAUUGUAUUUAAGACCACUCCAUUUUUAUUCCUUUGUUAAAUUGUUACUGUAUUUAUUUUAAGUGCCAUUUAGUUUGCAUCGUUCACACUAUGCAAUCUUUGUAUUUAUUAUGUGGUAUUAUUAUUUAGAUGAGGCUGCAGAAUGUGUGAUAAAUUGAUUUGGAGACUUAUUCUCAUAGUAGUUAGCACGUAACAAAUGAUUUCAUUUCUGCUGAAAAUGUCUUAAAGCAACCUCAGAUGAGUCUUUUUCUUCCCUGUACCAAAACUGAUGACGGUGAUGGCAAAGUCUGACAGUAUUUAUUGUGAGGCAUACAAUCAUAUUUGUGAGGGAUUUCCAGAAUGCAUUUUGAUAUUUUUCUUUCCUUGCUGAAAACUUGAAGUUCAUUUUGUGUUUUUGCAGUGCUUAAGGCAAGGGGGUAGUUUUUAUGACAAAAAAAAAAGAUGCAAAUACGUAUGAUGAUGGCAUUGUGCCUUUGCUGAUAAUGAUAUGAUCUAAUUGUUUAAGUCUGAGAGGAGUCAGGAAACAAAAACAACACAUUCAGCUCAGAAACAAAAUCCAGAGUUGUUUUUUCACUAUUGGGCUUUGAAUGACAUAAUUUCUGUUGCUUUAUCACCUGCCGUAGACCUGCCUCUUCAGAGUGAGAAUGUUAACAUGUAUCAUGUACAUUAUGAGGUCAAAAUAAAAAAAUAUUGAAUUUA